Messenger RNA from Lotus japonicus, 5864 nucleotides. RefSeq lists its product as uncharacterized. NCBI's taxonomy places the organism in Eukaryota, Viridiplantae, Streptophyta, Magnoliopsida, Fabales, Fabaceae. The transcript is spliced from 20 exons. The coding region runs from base 445 to 5589 and encodes 1714 amino acids. Gene Ontology annotation, molecular function: acyltransferase activity; magnesium ion transmembrane transporter activity. The record is from RefSeq and is a predicted model, not a curated record. Gene Ontology annotation, biological process: biosynthetic process; magnesium ion transport. Gene Ontology annotation, cellular component: membrane.
GGUGUUUUAUGGAACAUGGCAACAUGAGGUGGUGAUUAAACUAAACACAAAAAAUAUCAUUAAAUUAUAAUAUUUUGAUAUGACUAAUGAAUCGCGCGCACAAAGCACAGCACACAACAGCACAUCAUCGUUCAUCGUUGUAACAACGAUUUAGAAGAGAAUUGCGGAACCAUCACAAUUUUCAGGGUUGUUGUUUUCUGGAACACAAACAAACAACGUAAGACACCACCACCGAAUUCAUGUUUCACUUUUCAUGCUGCUCAAACAACCAUUCUUCUUCUUCUUCUUCUUCUUCGUCUUAAUCUGGUCACACCGAUGGUUUUUUAGCUGCGAAAACGAGUUUCCAAGGUGCCAACAAGGUUGAGGCAUUGGAUUGGACAUCUUGGAAUUGCAAUUGAUUUGUGAAAAAGAGAAUUUGGGUGAAGUUUUGAUUCUUUGUCAUAGAUGGGGAUUUCUUCUGACAACGUAACUGGGCUUGUUCUGGCGGUUUCUUCCAGCGUUUUCAUUGGCUCCAGCUUCAUUGUUAAGAAGAUGGGGUUGAAGAAAGCUGGGAAUACAGGGAAAAGUGCAGCCUCCGGAGGGCACGCGUACCUGUAUGAACCGUGGUGGUGGGUUGGAAUGACCUCAAUGAUUGUUGGAGAAAUCGCCAAUUUUGCAGCUUAUGCAUUUGCUCCUGCACUACUUGUCACUCCUUUAGGAGCUUUAAGCAUCAUUUUCAGUGCAGUACUUGCUCACUUUAUCUUGGAAGAGAAAUUGCACAUCUUUGGUGUGCUUGGAUGUGCUCUCUGUGUGGUGGGAUCUACCACUAUUGUUUUGCAUGCUCCACAUGAAAGAAUUAUUCACUCUGUUAAGGAAGUGUGGCAGCUUGCUACAGAACCAGGUUUUCUUGUCUACACUUGUUUAGUCGUGAUUCUUGUCAUCGUCCUCAUUUUCUACUUUGUUCCAAGAUAUGGACCAACCCAUCUGAUCAUAUAUGUUGGAAUAUGUUCUCUCACAGGCUCACUUACGGUUAUGGGUGUGAAAGCAGUGGGAAUAGCUUUGAAGCUUACAUUUGAAGGUUCCAAUCAAUUCACUUACUUCCAGACCUGGUUCUUUACGCUUGUUGUUAUAGGGUGUUGUCUUCUGCAGAUUAACUACUUGAACAAGGCUCUGGACACCUUUAAUACUGCGGUUGUGUCACCCGUUUACUACGUCAUGUUCACAUCGCUUACAAUCUUUGCCAGCAUAAUCAUGUUUAAGGAUUGGGACACACAAAAUGCAUCACAAAUUGCUACUGAGUUGUGCGGUUUCGUCACAAUUUUAUCUGGGACGUUUCUCCUUCACAAAACUAAAGAUAUGGGAAAAAAACCUACAGACCAACCCCCUGUUUUCUCAACUCCAGACCGUGAUUACGAUAACUCAGCUUCCCGAUAUUCCUAUCAUGGUCUUCAACCACUUCAAUGCCAUCAUGAAAUAUUCAUUCAGCUGAGUAAAGAUAGGAAGAAAUGGACGGAGGCGGAGGAGAAAACCCUAAUCGACAAGUACGGCGAGAUGGUCGCCGAUGGUUCUCUUGCGAAGAUGAGAACUCGAGAGAAGAAGUUCAAACCAAUUGCUUGUCAUGUGAAUUCGUUGCAUCACCUUCGCGAUCCCAUGGCGUAUCCAUGGCAGUGGAGUUGGAAGGAUGUUUCCACCAAGGUGCAGAACAUGAGGCAUCAGUAUCUGCUGGUUAAGCAGAAGAUUAAGAAACCUGAGUUUUCGGGGAUGGAGAGUAGUAAUGGUGGGGAUUGUGAUGGGGGUGAGUUUGAUUGGGUUGAGGGUCUUACUCAUUGGUCUAAUUUUCUUAGGUAUAAGGAAGUGUUUGGUGAUGUUGCUCUUGUUGUUGGGAGUUAUGCGAAUGGUGGUGGUAAUGAGUUGAUGGUGAUUGGUGAUGGUGAUGGGGAUCAUGGAGAUGGGUUUCUUGCUGAUGGUGGUGGUGGUGGUGGUGGAGGGAUAGAUAUGGUUGAGUUUGGUCAGAUGGGUCAUUCUGGGAAUGGCGAUGCUGAUGGUGAUUUUGCGGCUGCUAUUGAUGGGGUUGAUAAUGAGGUGAUGGGUUUGGGGUUUGAGUAUGAUGCUGAAGAAGGGGAGGUGAAUUAUAAUGAGAAUGGCCGGACUAGGGAAGAUGCAGAGAACGGUUAUGAGGAAGGGGAAGUGACGGGGUUGAACUCGAAGAAGAAGAGGAAGGCGGCGAAGGGGAUGGAAAAGAAAGUGUGGAGGAUUCUUUCUAACCAGAUGGGACAGUUGAGGGAAAUGGAGGCUCGGUUCGAGCAGCGAGAGAUGGAUAGAGAGCGGGAGAGACAGCGGAGGGAGAAUUUGCAAGCGGAGCUUGAUAGGCAAUGGGAAAAGAAGCUGGAGGAGAGGGAGAAAGAUAGGGACAAGCAGAGGAAGCAGAGAAUGGCUGAGUGGGAAGCUAUAGAGAAGGAAAAUGAAGAGAUGGAAAGGAAAAGAAGAGAGGAAGAUUUAAUUCAUGAGAGGGAACGAGAGGAGAGGAUGAACUGCAGGAGGCUAGAAUGGAAGAAGAGGAUCGAUGAGAUGCUAAAUCAGCACCGAGCAGAAAUGGGGCAGAUUCAGACUCGCAUUCUUCACGAGCAACAAAAUCUUACUAGUCAAUUGCUUGGUAUAUUCUCACAGUGGACUGCCCAACCUGCUGGCAUUUCUGAUCAUACUAGUGCUAGCAACCAUUAUCUUUCACAAAUGAUGCAAAAUCUGCAUCAUGUGAACGGCAUUGUCCACGGCGACACCAGGCUUUAUGGUGAAGAACUAGGAAUGAUGUCCCUUUUCUGUAACUUUUACUCUUUAUAUUUGGAUAAAAAUAAGUCUAUAUUAGGAAUUUGGAUGUACAAAAAGAUGGUGAGUGUUGAAGAGAUUCGUAAGGCACAACGUGCUGAAGGCCCUGCCACUGUCAUGGCAAUUGGCACUGCAAAUCCUUCCAACUGUGUGGAUCAGAGUGAAUACCCUGAUUUCUAUUUUCGUGUCACAAAUAGCGAGCACAAGACUGAACUCAAACAAAAAUUCAAGCGCAUGUGUGAAAAAUCAAUGAUUAAGAAGAGAUACAUGUAUCUAACUGAGGAGAUUCUCAAAGAAAAUCCUAGUGUGUGUGAAUAUAUGGCACCAUCAUUGGAUGCAAGGCAAGACAUGGUGGUUGUAGAGGUACCGAGGUUGGGAAAAGAAGCAGCAACAAAGGCAAUCAAGGAAUGGGGUCAAUCCAAAUCCAAGAUUACUCACCUCAUCUUUUGCACCACGAGCGGUGUGGACAUGCCUGGUGCUGAUUAUCAGCUUACAAAACUCUUAGGACUUCGUCCAUCAGUGAAGCGUUACAUGAUGUACCAGCAAGGGUGCUUUGCUGGUGGCACGGUGCUUCGUCUAGCCAAAGACUUGGCUGAGAACAAUAAAGGUGCUCGUGUGCUUGUGGUUUGUUCAGAGAUCACAGCAGUCACGUUCCGUGGCCCCAAUGACACCCAUCUUGAUAGCCUUGUGGGUCAAGCUUUAUUUGGAGAUGGUGCCGCUGCGGUCAUUGUUGGUUCUGAUCCACUAUCAGGGGUUGAAAAACCUUUGUUUGAACUAGUCUGGACUGCGCAAACAAUCCUCCCCGACAGUGAAGGGGCAAUUGAUGGCCACCUUCGUGAAGUAGGACUGACAUUUCAUCUUCUCAAGGAUGUUCCUGGACUCAUCUCAAAGAAUAUUGAGAAAGCCUUAGUUGAAGCCUUCCAACCUUUGGGCAUAUCUGAUUACAAUUCUAUCUUCUGGAUUGCACACCCUGGUGGACCUGCCAUUCUAGAUCAAGUUGAGGCUAAAUUAGGCUUGAAGCCUGAAAAAAUGGAAGCGACACGACAUGUGCUAAGUGAGUAUGGUAACAUGUCAAGUGCAUGCGUGUUAUUCAUCAUGGAUGAAAUGAGAAAGAAAUCUAAAGAAAAUGGACUUAGCACAACAGGUGAAGGACUUGAAUGGGGUGUGCUAUUCGGCUUUGGUCCUGGACUCACUGUUGAAACUGUGAUGCUUCUCAGAAUAUUACAGUGGCUACUUUGCAGCAAAGUGAGUGCUCUCAUGGCUUCAGUACAUGGUUACUCUCUCUUCCAAUUCUUUUCUGUGAUCUUUCUGAUCACAUCAGCCAAUGGAUUCUCAAUCAAGGAAGCAACUGUGCAUGAUCUCCAACUUGCUUUCAAGAGAAACCAAUUAACCUCUAAGCAACUUGUUGAGUUCUAUCUCAAACAAAUACAAAUCCAGAACCCAGUUCUCAAAGGGGUGUUGGAGGUGAAUCCAGAUGCAGUAGCAGAAGCAGAAAGAGCUGACAAGGAGAGAAAAAAGGCUAAGGAAACAGGGUAUCUGCUUUCAGGAUUACAUGGAAUACCAAUUUUGGUGAAGGAUAACAUUGCAAGUAAGGAUAAGCUUAACACCACUGCAGGCUCUUAUGCUCUGCUUGGCUCUGUGGUGCCUAGAGAUGCUGGUGUUGUUGCAAGGUUAAGGAAAGCUGGGGCUAUCAUAUUAGGAAAGGCCAGUUUGAGUGAGUGGUCUUAUUUCAGAUCCAAUGGAGCACCCAGCGGUUGGAGCGCCAGAGGUGGACAAGGAAAGAAUCCAUAUACAUUGGGUGAUCCAUGUGGGUCUAGUAGCGGAUCAGCAAUAUCAGUAGCAGCAAAUUUGGUAACAGUUUCUCUUGGUACUGAGACUGACGGCUCCAUUUUAUGCCCUUCAAAUUCCAACUCAGUUGUGGGAAUCAAACCAACAGUUGGUCUCACUAGCAGAUCAGGGGUAGUUCCAAUCAGCCCAAGACAAGACACAGUUGGACCAAUUUGCAGGACAGUAUCAGAUGCUGCUCUUGUUCUUGAAACUAUUGCAGGCAUUGAUGCUUUUGAUAAGGAAACAAUUGAAGCAUCAAAGUAUAUCCCAAAAGGUGGCUAUACUCAAUACCUGAAGAAAGAUGGACUAAGGGGAAAGAGAUUAGGAAUAGUUAGGUCAUACUAUGAUUUUGGAGAUGAUACCUUUCUCGAUGAAACUUUUAAGCUACACCUAAAAACAUUAAGGCAAAGAGGUGCAGUUUUGGUUGACCAUUUGAAGAUAGAUAACAUUGAUGAAAUAUUCAGUGAUUCAAGUGAAAGUAUUGCUUUGGAUUUUGAAUUCAAGUUAUCCUUGAAUGCAUACUUGAAAGACUUAGUUGCUUCCCCGGUUCGAAGCUUGGCUGAUGUAAUAGCCUACAACAAGAAACACCCAAAACUGGAGAAACUUGAUGAGUAUGGUCAAGAUGUCAUGCUGCAAGCUGAAAAGACAAAUGGAAUUGGGAAAGUACUGGAGCAAGCAUUGUUAAACAUGACAAGAUUGUCACAAAAUGGAUUUGAGAAACUAAUGAAAAGAAACAAACUUGAUGCUGUGGUGAUACCUUCUUAUAGCUUUAGUAACAUCCUUGCUAUUGGAGGUUACCCUGGAGUGAUUGUUCCUGCUGGAUAUGAAAAGGGUGUGCCAUUUGGAAUUUGUUUUGGAGGUUUGAAAGGCUCAGAACCAAAACUGAUAGAAAUUGCCUAUUCCUUUGAGCAAGCAACUAUGAUCAGGAAGCCUCCUCCACUUAGAAAGUUAAAGGUUUAAACAUAAUGCUUUAGUACAGAGUGUUAAAAUGUAAUGCAAAUUUCUAGAAUGUAUUAGAAAGCUCUAGAAAAUGAUAGAAACAUAGGCAAUGUCAAUUGCUAGAAAUCUGUAGAAUGAACAAAUAAUAAAAAAUAAAGAACCGACAUUAUGAGUCGGUAAUGUAAGGCCUAUAAAUAGGCCAGUGAUCUUUGCAUUGUAUCAAGCAGCAAGUUGAUCUUGCUAGCUUCACUCCUCCAAUCUAUAUAUGUUUCUAUAUCAUUUCUAAAUUCUAUCAA